AUGUAUUCAUCUUAGACAAUAAACCCACAUCUUUAAUGUAAAAAUUAUUAUAAUUAAUCUUUUAGAAAGUUGUGAAUUACAAAGUUUAAUGCAUUUCCACAUCGUAAUUAGGUUGGGCUUUAAUCAUUAUAAUACAUUAGCUAUCUAAAUUUAGAAUUGGUUUGAAUUUAAGUAUAUUUGAGAAUUAUAUUUAGACUUUUUAAAGCCAACAUUUUGAAUGUCAAACUUUUUCAAUUGGAUUAAAUUAUGGA
Paramecium sonneborni is the source of this 251-nucleotide messenger RNA. Lineage: Eukaryota; Ciliophora; Oligohymenophorea; Peniculida; Parameciidae. The record is from the annotation of a GenBank genome assembly.